GAGAGCCUCGCGAUACUUGUGGUGGCACGAUGGAGGAAGUUCAUUUGUCGUAAAAGGAAAAUGAUGGAAGAUGCUCUCAGCGCCGGGCUGGAGACCAGUAGAAUGGAAAUUAUGGUUCGAGCGGAGCGGGAAAAGGAGAUAUGGACACGGCUCGGAGAGAUCAGGGCGGAGAUAACGAAAAUGAAAAUUCAAAGUGUUGCUGGUGGUUGA
Molecule: messenger RNA, 210 nt
Organism: Perkinsus marinus ATCC 50983
Lineage: Eukaryota; Perkinsozoa; Perkinsida; Perkinsidae
Exons: 1
Source: RefSeq, a predicted model, not a curated record